AUGACAUUGAUGGCACCCUCUGGGGACGUGGUGUGCUUUGCGCCGAACAUCCCGAACAUGAUCCAAUACCCAAUGGUGUACGUGCAGACGGGCAUGACAGGUCCUAUGGUGUCGUGGGCUCCAUCAUGUGAUGGCAAUGCUGCCACAAAUGCAACCGUUGCCACAAGUGCAAAUACGAACAUGAGUGGCAUGGUGGACACGACAACCGCAUGGUGGCCACAUCAAGCAAUGCAAAAUGGGCAGAACUUGCAGGUGCAACAAAUGCAGACGCAAGCGCAGCAGGCAACUUUACAGCCCCAGCCACAGCCACCAGUUCAGCAGGCGAUGCUGCAGCAAGUCAUGGCACAGGCUCAGGUCCAGCCGCAACAAAAUCAGAUGCAGCAUGUGCAGAUGCAUCAUUCGCAAAUGCAACAAGCACAAGCUCACAUUCAACAAGUACAGCUGCAAGCGCAGAUGCAACAGGCUGCUCAAAUGCAGUCGCAGAUGCAACAGAUGCCCCUGCAACAGCCCCCCUUGCAACCAGUUCAGCAAAAUCAACUCCCCGACCAGAUGGAGAAGAAGAUAUUUCAUCCACCUUCCCAGUUCCAAGUUGUGCGGGUGUCAGACGAUUCCCAGCCCAAGCCGCUGUUCAACACACCCGUGCGUUUGACACCAGCCCAAGUUCCCACUUCAGAACAUGAAACUGGAAAUGCACAGGAUCAAACUGAUGCGCAGCAGCAACCGAAACUUGAGCCACAGGCCGCCACUGCACAGAAGCACCAGCAACAUCAGCCACAGCAUCAGCAGAAGCAGCAAGCCGUCUCAAUGCAGCAUGACAAUCGUCCACAUGCCCACCCUGGUCUUGCGGAAACGACGAGUGCGAAGGCGAGCGGUAAACUGCGGACGCGGCGCAAGGAGCCUGGUGUCAAAUCAGCUUCUGAUCAUGCCAAGCUCUUCCAGACGCUCCGGUCACAUUUGGAGGUAGGCGACAACGAGGUGCGUCUUGAUGCCAUUCACCAGAUUCAGGGGAAUGUGGUGGCUUUGGCAAUGGAGUCUGAGAGCUCCAGUCGUGCCGUGCAGAUGGCAUUGAAGGUGGCAACUCGCCAAACCGCCACGGAGCUGUCAGCAGAGUUGACGGGACACAUUGCAGAGGUUUCACUGUCCUUGCAUGGGAAUCACGUGCUCCAGCGCGUCAUCGAGGUGUUACCGUCCUCGAAGACGAGCUUCAUUGCAGAAGAACUCAUGACGAGGGCCGCAGAGGUUGCUCGCAACGUCUUCGGCUGCAGAAUCUUCUGCCGACUGCUCGAACAGUCGGCCAAUCUCACUUCUACGCAGAAGCUCCUUGCGAAGGUGAUGAGAGACUCAGAGGACCUGGUGCAAAACCAGUUCGGAAGGUAUGUGGCCCAAGCCAUCCUUGAGCAUGGGACAGAUGAUCAGAGGCAUACGCUCGCUGGAGCUCUCUGUCCCCGAAUCGUGGAUUUCGCCCAGCAUCGAAAUGCCAGCCACGUGAUCGAGAAGGCCCUUACCUAUUGCUCAGUGGAUGACAGGCGUGCUUUAGCUGUUCAGUUGCUGCAGCAGGACCCGCGGCAUCAGGACACUGGAGUUGAGACUUUGGCGCGCACGCAGUACGGUGGCUUUGUAGUCAAGGCGCUUCUCAACCUCGGGGGUGACGUUGAAGCUGAGGCUCGCCGACAGCUGUUAGGCCUCAGCGGCCGCUUUCCCGAGCUCAAGGGCGCGUCCAAGGAGACGCGGUUUGCCGAGAGGCUCCUGAAGGAGUUGGGCUACUUGCCCGAAGAGGAGGACGCAGAUGGCCCGUUCGGGAAGGAUGGUCAAUCCGCUCGGGCGGGCCGCAUUCAGAGGAAGCCACCGAGGAGAACUGGUCUGGAUCGCUAA
Molecule: messenger RNA, 1872 nt
Organism: Symbiodinium necroappetens
Lineage: Eukaryota; Dinophyceae; Suessiales; Symbiodiniaceae
Source: the annotation of a GenBank genome assembly